UGUUGUCAAAAAUUUGAUCGAACGCAGGCUUUUGUUCGGAAUUGAUUAUCUAUUUUCGGAUGAAAAUAACAAAUUCUUCAAGAAUGAUUCAGUGAAUGUUGUGUUAAAUAUUCGUAGAAGCUGGCAGCUUUCGGUAUGAAAAUGUGGAUUCCAUCAAAAUCUCCUAAGCUAGGAGUCGCGGUUUACAACUGGAAAGGAGAUGUUAGGUCAGGAUUGCCACUAGAAAUAGGAGAGACCAUACAGAUAUUAGAAGAAAAUGGAAGUUGGUACCGCGGCUUCAGCACAAAGAACAGGUCGGCUUGGGGCAUAUUCCCAGCUUGCGUGGUGUCGAUCCGGCCAUGCAUCGUCAAGGGAUCAGGCCCGACUGCUAUCGCUGAACUAAAGGAUGAUCCCUUAGUCAGGGAAAUUGCAUGCGUCCUGAGAGAAUGGGCCCGGUUGUGGAAGAAGCUUUAUGUGGAACGGGAGACCUACAGAUUCAGUGCAGUUGCUAAGGUGAUGCGGGAACUUCUAAGCGGUCGGAGGGCACUCCUUGCCGGCACGUUGACGCAAGACCAGACCCGAGCACUAAGACUCAAGCUCGUCGCUAAGCUGGAUUGGGGGAACAGAAAACUUGGGUUGGAGCUGGUGCCUCGCCGAGGUGCCGAAGCCGUGGACCCUGAGGAUAUGAGCCUCGUGGAACUUUACAGGGUCCACGUUGAAAGCGCAGAAAGGGCAGCAGCAUGGCGAGGCACACUCCGCAGAGCCGGCGGUUCAGGCAGCAGCUUCAACUCAGGAACCCUGACAUCAAACAGCUCAACCACCUCUACAGCUACCGUCCAAUCCCAUCACCUCAGUUGCAGUAUGAGAGACUUCGGCCAUACGGCUGGAGGUGACGAGGCCGAACUACUGCUCUGGCUCCAUGACGCCAGGAGAGCUCAACCUUUGUCAGAACGAUUCAGGAUCAGAAUAGCAAGGGACGGGUUCUCGAACUAUGUGGAUCGAUUGCAUGCGAACAGCACGUUAUUUGCGGACCUAUCAACAACAGAUCUAACCCGCGAACUAUGGCUGGUCGCGUGGGUGAUACGCGUGGGUCGUUGGGCGGGCGCGGGAAGCAGCGGCAGUGGUACCGGGGAAAGACGGGGACCGGUCGCGAGAAGACCUUUGGGCGCCGGAGUCUUACCCCUCGCUGACUUCCUCAGGCAGCCAGGACAGCAUCCAGGGGAGAAGGAGUAUACGUUUAAAGUCUACCAAUGUGAAGAGAAAGACUUCCAUCAGUUACAUGACAUGUUAAUCAGAAAACAAACAAAUAAGUGCAAUAUUUUACCUGGACAACCUAACUACGGCAUUGUAGUAGCCCUCCGUCUACUAUCAAACGCAGGCAGCAUAUCAGAAGCCGUAAGCUCCGGGGCCACAGUGACGGCCAAACGGGGCUUCCCCGACGUCAUAAUGCCUGGUGACGUCCGCAACGACCUAUAUCUGACACUCGAAAAGGCGGAGUUUGAGAGAGGGGGCAAAAGUACGGCGAAGAAUGUGUUAGCAACAGUCACAGUGCAUGAUAGUACGGGGCAGGUUAUCAAUGAAUGCGUAUGGGGCGCGAGUGGCACCGGCUCGACGUCCUACGAGUCUGUAGUCCUGUACCACAACAACAGCCCCGCGUGGGGCGAACAUCUCCGUCUCACGGUGCCGCUAGAGACGUUUACUAACGCUCAUGUGCGGAUCGAGUUUAGACAUUGCUCUACGAGAGACAAGACGGAACGCAAACUAUAUGGUUUUGCGUUUGCCAGACUGAUGGAAGCGAGUGGCGCUACAUUGAGAGAUGGAGCUCACGAGCUUUACGUUUAUAAGUGUGACGAUCCCUCCAAAUUGACGUCAGCAAGCUAUCUAUCCCUACCGUCGUGCUCAGCGGAUAGUGCCCGCAUGGGAUCAUCCAACGGCAUAGUGCCAACAUUCCAAAGAAGUUCCAAAGAAAAUUGUACCAUCAGCACGUUGUUAUGCUCCACUAAAUUAACUCAAAAUGAGGAUCUCCUAGCAUUAUUACAAUGGCGGGCGCGACCAGAAAAGGUUCAAGAGACAUUGCUCAGAGUACUGAGGCUCGGCGACGGGUUGAGCUGUGAAGAGCUCAUCAAGUUCCUAAGAGAUGUACUGGAUGCGUUGUUCGCUUUGUUUUCUACCGAAGAUGGAAAUAGCACACCACAUUCUGGCACAGUAUUCCUAGUGCUAAUAUCGAUAUGCAGCUUACUCGAUGAGAGUCGGUUUCAGCACUUCAGACCAGUUCUCGACGUUUACAUUGAAGAACAUUUCUCAGCUGCGCUUGUGUAUAAAGGUCUUCUCUCAUCAGUCCAACACUGCGCAGAAUGGGCAGCUAGCGCCGAAGGGCAGGAACCUAUUCGUAAAUGCUUACGCUCUUUAGGCGCAGUAUUCCGUUUAGCCGUGCGAUCUCGAAGGCUAUUCGCUAGAGCAACUGGGGGACAGUAUGAAGACAGCUUUAGAAGAGACGUUAGGGCUGCACUACAUGCUUUGAAAGCUUUUGCGCAACACCCGUAUAAAGAACAUUUGGCGCCGGCUCAGGUAGCCCUAAUGUCCUCCUGGGCAGAGGUAACGCGCGAAGUGUGCGGAGCGCUGGGCGCGAGCGAAGCGGCGCGAGCCGCCGCGCUGGUGCUGGACGCGCCGCAGCACCACCCGCCGCCGCCGCCGCCGCUCGCCAGGGCACGCCUGCAUGCCGCGCAGGAUAUAUUGAAAGGACCGCUGGGAGAAGAUCCAGAAGCAAGAAACAUAAUCCUAACCACCGCUUGCCACCAUUUACGAGUCCAUCUCGCCCGUCGGGACGAGUUGUCCCAAUGCGCGGAAAUGAUAGGUGAACUCGUAGCGUUACUCUGGAAGAAGCAGGACCCUGACCGGCCGGUGGACGAUGAUGAACUGGAUCCGGACGUCGAUGUGCUGUGCUUAAAUACCCUCGAUGUACUCGUGGAGACUGUCUUGCAUCUGAUUGGAGGGAACUCGCCGGUGCUUGGAGCAAUGGUAGCCGGUCUUCUUGGAGUGAUGGAACUUCUAAAGCCGGUACACUAUCAGCGACUGUGGAGCCAUCUGGCGCCGCACCCGCAUGACCGCAAACCCUUGAAAGACUUUCUGAUGCGUGCCUUCUUAGUCUUCCGACAUCUUAUUGAGCAGGACGUGUUCCCAGCAGACUGGAUGGUACUGCGAGUACAAAGCUGUAAAGUACUACUGUCCGCGCUGCAAGAUCUCGCUCAACCUCUAUUAGAGCGGUUCUUAGGAGAUGAGCCGCCACAGUUUGAUUCACAGCUAUGGUCGGGCUACAUGGAACUAGGAGUGGCGCUGGUGACGUCGAGCGCCUUACAACCGGAGCGCUGGUCCGGCCGCGGCCCGCAUCGGCCCCGCAUGCGGGCCGCUGCCGGCAUGCGAGUGCUUGCUACCUGGAAUAUGCUCGGUCCAGCCCAACUUCACUUAGUACCUGGCGCAGUCGGAGCUUUACUAGAAAUAACACUAGUCAGCGAGUUACGCAGAGCGGCUUUAGGCGCGUUAGUCGCGCUAAUGGCGGCCGAACGCGCUCAUACGGGUGAAGCCAGACGUACGGAGGCAGCGUUGGUGGACAAACUAGACUCGUUAGUCGCUGAUAAUAAAGCCGAUGAUCAUUAUAGAAGACUGUUUGAUACUGUGUUAAUGGAACGCGUUUCCACGGAGGGUUGGCGGGAGGCUGGGGCGGCGUUUGUAGCGUGCGUGACGCGACUGUUGGAGAGACUGCUAGACUACCGCGCUGUUAUGCAGGGCGCAGAACAUAGGGAUAAGAGGAUGGCUGCUACUGUUAAUUUGUUGAAUUUCUACAAGAACGAGAUCGAUCGCAAAGAGAUGUACUUACGCUAUGUGUACAAACUGCACGAUCUUCACAUUGCGUCUGAUAACUUUGUUGAAGCUGGAUGCACUUUAUUGCUGUAUGCAGAGACUCUAAGCUGGGAAAGCGAUCAGAUAGGCGUGGACUCGGAACACCCAGACAUGCCCGAGUGGAAACGUAAAGAAGCACUGUACAACCAAGUGUUGCAAUAUUUUGAUCGCGGGAAGUGCUGGGAAAAAGGCCUGCCCCUGCUAAAAGAGCUAGCAACACUGUACGAAGUGAAGCUAUGCGACUACCCUCGUCUAGCACACUGCUUACGUACUCACGCGACCUUCCUAGACUCUGUGAUGGAACAACUCAGACCUGAGCCCGAGUACUUUAGAGUCGGGUUUUAUGGAAAAGGAUGUCCGCUUUUUGUUAGGAACAAACAGUUCGUAUACCGCGGUCAUGACUACGAGCGUAUCGGCGCGUUCACGCAGCGUCUGCAAGCUGAGUACGUGGCGGCGCAUAUAUUGAUGCGUAAUACGCCGCCUGAUGACUCCAUCAUCGCUAAUGAUGGCCAAUACAUACAGAUCUGCAACGUGAAGCCAGUGGCGUCCCGUCGCCAGUGGCCCGCCGGCACUCCGGAGCAAGUGAAACGAUUCUACGCCUGCAAUGACGUCGACACAUUCCUAUGUGAUAGGCCUCUGCAGAAACCGCCCAUUGAUAAGGAUAAUGAGUUUAAGAGCCUCUGGAUAGAAAGAACGACGUUAGUAACGGAGAACACGCUGCCAGGCAUUUUGAGAUGGUCCGAAGUUAUUUCAAGAUCUGUUGAAGAAAUACCACCGGUCGAAUACGCCUGCGAAACAAUGGAAUCAACCGAACGGGAAUUACGCAGCCUUAUCUCCCAAUACACAGCCGAUCCCACUUUAAACAUAAACCCAUUCUCCAUGCGGUUACAAGGCACUAUCGACGCGAACGUACAAGGCGGGAUCACGAAGUACGAACAAGCGUUCAUGACGGCAGAGUUCGCGAGAAACGCGACGCCGAGAGAGGCAGCUGCGGCGGCCAAGCUGAGGAGAUUAGUGUCCUCGCAAUUGGCUGUUGUGGAUGCUGGGUUAUCGCUUCAUGGGAGAUUGGCCCCUGAAGAUGUUAAGCCGUUGCAUAGGCGUCUUGUAGAACGAUUUAAUCAGCUAAGACAGAACUUGGGACCAGGAUUGGCUCGAGCCCGCCGGCAACUCUCAGAAAGUAUUGUAAACACUCCACUGCCACCCGUCCCAGCGUUGGACAAACGAUCUCAAAGUAUUCAACAAAGUGAUAACUACUAUGAUGACGGACAUCUCUAUGAUAAACCGCUAUCAAUGGAAGACGCAAUGGAGCAACAAAGCAUUAUGUCCAGCAGUCUACCUAUAAGUGACAACAGAGACUGUAUCGAAGAUAACUCCAUGAUCAAGUCCGCACCGCCGCUGCCCAUCAGACCCAAGUCCGGAGACCCUAGGAGUCCGACGAGACCUCCGCUAGAGAAGUACCGGGACUCGAUCGACGGUGACCUGGUAGAACAGUGUCGACACAGCCGCGCUUCAUGGAGCGAGCCAGGAGAUGCUCCACCACUACCACCAAGAGUUUCAGGCGACAAGCGGUCGUGGAUCGAGGCGCCGCCGGCGAUCCCGCGCCGCGCCCGCGCGGGCGACGCGCCCGACGACGCGCGGGACUCGGGCGUCAGCGUCGACCACGCCUACGGCAACGCGGACGAACACGCGCAUCUGCAUAAAGAUCUCGACCUAACAGUAGACUCACUGCGCUACGAGGAAAUAAUCUCAAUGAUGUCGGAACCACUUCGCGUUGACGAGGGCGAAAAGCCUCCCCCCAUCCCUCCCAAAGGGCUCGGACAUCUCAGCUCCUUCGACUCGGGACACCACGAGAACGGAGAGUCACAUUGUUAAACGAAGUAAGAGUUCUUACAUAGAAGCUUCUGGGUCUUACUGGAGACAACUGUCAAGGCGCAUUUAUACGGAAAGAUUUUAAAGGAAAAAAGAUGUAUUUACCACGGAAAAAAUAAAACAAGUGUCUUAACAUCUUGUUGGCAGCAUAUUCAGAUUUGCUCUUCGGUAAUUAGCUUCCAGUCCUACUUGUAAGCUUCUAUUUUGUAAACCACAGAAAAUCAUCUCCCGUUUCCCUUUUCAAAUUCCGAAUGUCAUGAUUUGAUAGGCUGUCGCCAUUUUUUAAACCAAUGACAGCACCAAACAACACGGAAUAUAAGGUCAGAAAAUGGCUUCUCACAUUUUUUUAUUUCAAUGUAAUGACUGGACACAAAGCUUUUUUUCGCAGUCGAUAAAAGAUGCAGCAUUGUAAGCUAUUUUAGCUGUCGUUGUUGAGAAUUCGAAGUAUCUUGAAAAAUUAUAAUUUCCUUAAAUAAAUUGUCCAACAAAUGCUUGUAGGUACUCCAUGAUACCAGGAGAAGACAAUGAUAGAUUUUGUUCACAUUGUCGAUAACAUUCAAAAGUAAGAUUAGUAGUUGUAAGAUAUAACAUUGGAACUCCGUCAUUUGUAUAUUCGAAGAGAAAAAUAUUAAUUAUGUAUUUGAAAGAAGUAUUUUUAUUUGAAAACAUACCGGAGGAGAUAUGUGUAUAUCCCGUAGAUUGAGGUGUCCGAAACAUUCGCAUUCUUUUGCGUCUUGUACUAGCCCUGGUAUACUUGAAAGAUAAAAGUUCUUGAAUUGAAAUAAGGGCUCGUUCGAAUCGUCAUACAGGUUUGGCAAGGCAGAAAGCUAGGUAAUUGGCGAUUGAAAUUGCUUUCUCAUAGAUAUAUAAAUAUGAAUUGUGAAUUAUAUCUUGUCCGUCAUAAAAUAAAAUCAAAUGAAAUAAUAUUUAUAAUCAACAUAAGAUUAUGUGCGUUUAAAAACUCGAAUUGCUGUCAUAUUAAUAAAACAACGCCUGCUUUAAUGUUCAUAGCAAGGAGUCGUUCGUUCUCUUGCUCAUAUUAUUCAAAAGGCGUUACAUAGUGUUUACUUAUUGUAGAAGAUUUCUUUAUUUUAAUAAAAUAUAUAUUAUGCAUAUCAUUCCUUGAAUGGAAUAAAAUUAUUAGAUUUAAUUUUAUGUGAUUAAUCAGAUUAUAUUUUUUAUUUUGUUUUUGGCACAAAUUGCAUUUAGUUUUAUGUGUCGGGGCCAUAUAACAGUGAUAUACAUAAUGUUAGUUUACUCACAGUUACAAUUCACUCACUAAUAUAAUGGACUAAAAAAAACAGUUAUUUUUUAAUCUCUUCUAAUAUUUCUUCUUGUGUAAAAAUAAGAACACGAAAGUGCAUAAGAAUUGAAAAUAAUUCACACAUAUUCUCUCCAAUUUUAUAAUUAUUUUUAUUAACAAUUCAUAUUAGUUCAUACUAGAAUUCAUAUUAGUAUAAUGCCAAUAUUAGUUUGAAUGGUUAUGGCAUCAAUAUUUUGUAUACGUGAUUUUAUUUCAUUAUGAUUCCUAUAAAGUAUUAAUUGGGCAACCUUUUUAUAAAUUGACAUUAAUUGUAAGUGUAGCAUUACAAUUAAAUUCGUAUUAUUUUUUAUAAAUUUUAUUUGAACUAUUAAUUAUAGCCCGUAUUAGGUAUCAACAGUAUUGCUUUUGCAUAAUAUUGUAAUGAAACAUCAACAAAUAUUAUAAGUCGUUUUGGACUUUGUUUUCUAUUUAAAUUACUUAUAUGUAUGCUAUUUAGAAGUCUUUUUAGUCUUAAAAAAAUAUAUUAAUCAAUUUAGUCUAUAUAUAUUCUUUUGCUCAAGAUCUAUGUAGUUAAUUUUGUGGAGUCCGUCUUUGUGAAAAAAAUAUGAAAUUUAGAAAAGAGUAUUUUCUGCUGUGCUGUCGUUCACAGGAAAGUAAAUUAAACGAUUUCAAAAUAUAAUCCGAAAUGUAGAGAUCCCUCAGUGUUCUCAUAUUUUGAAAAUAUGUACCCAAAAAUUUAGUACGCUUUUUGUAAUGUCCUUCAUAAAGUUGCUGUAAACUCCCUAAUGAAUGGUGCAAUUUUUAUUUACUCUGUAUCGUAUUUUGAUGAAUUUUGAAACAUUUUUCAUAUUACAGAAUUUAUAAUAUCAACUUCUCACUUAUGAAUUAAAAAAUAUUAAGUCUUUUUUAUAGUUGUCUUUUCAGAUUUAUACACUCUAAAUAUAACGCUUUAAAUAUUUUGAUCUCUUGUUUUCGAAAUUUGAAAGUAUGUGAAACUAAUAAAAUCGAUUUUCAUAUGUGAAUGAAUAUUAACUUCCACAGGAUAUUAAUAAUUUAUAUUUUAAUCACAAAAAGCAAUGCAAUAAAUAUACCAAAUAAUAUAAGUACACGAUGUGAAACUAAUCCAACUUUUUACUCCAAUUUAAAAAGUCUUUCCGAUUGUCAAGUGAUAUUUUUCAUACAUUAACACGUUAGAUUUUUUAACUAUAGCUCUUAAGUUCUAGGUGUUAAGGUUUACAUUUCCAACGAACAAUUUCAUAAAAUCUUUACAUCUGUUAAUGUGUUUACUCGUCUGUAAUCGUAACAUGUAUUGUUCCAUAUUUUAUAUUUUACUAUUAUGUAUUAUCUAGUUUUUAUGACUAUAUUAUUACUGUUGUAUACUUGACGGUUUUUAGUAGCCAUCAACUGGGCGCCAUCUUGGAAAAGUAGGCUUGGAUAAUGUGUGAGUAACAAAGCGAUGUUGGAAUAUUAAUAUAAGUUCUAGAACCAUACGAGUAUAAAUAAGCCUACUUUUUUCUAUACGAUAUUUUAUAGGGUAGUCCAAUACCAAUGGCCUAUUCUUGCAUUUUCAUAUAAAACGUCAGAUAUUUUCUGCCUGAACGCACAAAAUCGCUAAGUUACAUUAAUUUGCUUUUAUUGGAACAUCGGUGAAGACGAUGGCAAAGUUGAUGGCUUUUGAAAAUAGCACAGACUUCAUACGACUAUAAUUAUUAUACGGCAGCGUUUGUUCUUACCAAUGUAACUCUUGAGUUAAUUUUAUACAUUUUAUCAUAUACACGUAAGGGUUCGUUUCACCGCCUUGAUACAUUUAUUUUCAAACCUAAUUGACCAGGCUUAUAUAAAAUUAUUCCAAAGAAAAUAAUCUCGGGGCGGUGAAACGUACCCCUAUAGAAGUUUUUGAGCAUUUUAAUGUUUCUAUUGACUAAUUAUGUACAACAAGUAUUGAGUUACCUAAGCUGAAUGAUUUUCGACUGAUAUUCAACUAGUUAUUGUAUGGUUAUGUGUGAUUAUUGUAUUCCUUUAUGUUAAUGUUAUAAUAUUUCUCAGUAGUUUAGAUGAUUCGUAUUUAAAAAUAAUUUUAGCGUAACUAAUUAUAACCGUACCAAAAAUUUCUUCAGCUAUUUUUAUAAAUAAUUUAAUAUUACAUACGCAUUGGUAUUUAUUAUUUUUUAAAUAUUGUAUUAAACGAUUGUACUGUUUGUGAAUUGAAAAAUAAAUUGAAUACAUUGAUUAGUGUUAGGUGGAUAGCUCGCCAAAUGAAAUUGUUCAGUACAAAGCGUAGUUGAGUUGAGGGCGCUGACUAGUGAUGAAACGUAGCCAUUUAUCAUCAGUUUAUAUGUAAAUGGCAGAAAUAAAUAUUUAGUUGGAUGCAUGAA
Messenger RNA from Helicoverpa zea (corn earworm), 9384 nucleotides. RefSeq names its product dedicator of cytokinesis protein 3 (gene spg). The record is from RefSeq and is a predicted model, not a curated record. Gene Ontology annotation, cellular component: cytoplasm; plasma membrane. Lineage: Eukaryota; Metazoa; Arthropoda; Insecta; Lepidoptera; Noctuidae. The transcript is spliced from 35 exons. Gene Ontology annotation, biological process: small GTPase-mediated signal transduction. Bases 136 to 5748 code for a protein of 1870 amino acids. Gene Ontology annotation, molecular function: guanyl-nucleotide exchange factor activity; small GTPase binding.